UUGCCAUCGCGGAUAGUAAACGGACAAGUAGCAGUGGCCACAAAGCGAGGCAACGGUCGAGGCUAGUUGGAGAGGAAAGCAGGGGUUGAUGGCAGCUGCUCUAGUUCCGGCUUCUUCUCUACCCCGCUCAACCUCUCGCUUUCUCUCAUUCAGCAGCAGCAGAUUUCAUAGAAAUGGCCUCACAAUCUUAAAACCCCUAACCACUUAUUUCCCUCCCCUGCCGCCAUGUCUCCACUGUUACCCUCGCUUGGGAUAUAGCCAACGCGUCCGUACGGACGCCCAUUUAUUCGGUCGGAGAUGGUUCUCGAGUGUAAUCUCUGGAGCUCUGUCUUCAGGCGAAGCUGCUGCGGAGAAGGCGAAGACGCAGUUGCUCGAAAAGCAGCCGAACGUUAGAACUGGCGGGAAGGUCGGGGAGUUCCAGAAACGGUUGACAAUCGUUGAUAUAAAGGGUGGCCCCGAUGAAGGAUUGGAUCGUUUGGGUCAGAAGCUCGUUGUCAAGGGUUGGGUUCGAACUCUUCGCGCACAGCGCAGCAUUACGUUUAUUGAGGUUAAUGACGGUUCAUGCCUGUCCAACAUGCAAUGUGUAGUAAACUCAGAUGCUGAAGGUUAUGAUCAGGUGGAAGCUGGAUCUAUCACAACUGGUGCCUCUGUAUGCAUGGAGGGUACUGUAGUAAGCAGCCAAGGAACUGAGCAGAAAGUGGAAUUUAGGGUUACAAAAGUCAAGACGGUUGGGAAAAGUGACCCUUCCUUUCCUAUUCAAAAGAAAAGGGUAAGCAGAGAAUUUUUGAGAACCAAGGCCCAUCUUCGUCCUCGAACGAACACAUUUGGUGCGGUUGCGAGAGUGAGGAAUGCUUUGGCCUACGCUACUCAUAAGUUUUUCCAAGAAAAUGGAUUUGUCUGGAUUUCAAGCCCAAUAAUUACUGCUUCAGAUUGUGAAGGAGCUGGUGAACAAUUCUGUGUGACAACUUUGAUUCCAAACUCCCAAGAAGGUACUGAUUCACCAGUUGACACCAUUCCCAAGACAGAAAGUGGUCAAAUUGACUGGUCAAAGGAUUUUUUUGGAAAACCAGCAUUCUUGACAGUUUCUGGACAGCUUAAUGCUGAAGCAUAUGCAACGGCUCUUUCUGAUGUAUACACGUUCGGUCCCACAUUUCGAGCAGAGAACUCUAACACUUCUAGGCAUUUAGCUGAAUUCUGGAUGAUUGAACCAGAACUUGCUUUUGCUGAUCUGAAUGAUGACAUGGCUUGUGCAACCGCUUAUCUCCAGUAUGUAGUGAGAUAUGUUCUUGAAAACUGCAAGGAAGACAUGGAUUUCUUCAAUACUUGGAUAGAGAAAGGAAUCAUUGACAGAUUGAGUUAUGUUGUUGAGAAGGACUUUGUGCAAUUGACGUACACUGAUGCCAUUGAACUUCUUGUCAGAGCAAAGAAGAAAUUUGAAUUUCCGGUGAAGUGGGGUUAUGAUUUGCAAAGUGAACAUGAAAGAUACAUCACUGAAGAGGUUUUUGCUGGAUGCCCUGUAAUAAUCACAGACUAUCCGAAGGAGAUAAAAGCAUUCUAUAUGCGGCAAAAUAAUGAUGGGAAGACUGUUGCAGCCAUGGAUCUGUUGGUUCCUCGGGUUGGUGAGCUUAUCGGUGGAAGCCAAAGGGAAGAGCGCCUUGAAUAUUUGGAAGCUCGUUUAGAUGAAUUAAAGCUUAACAAGGAAAGCUUUUGGUGGUACCUUGAUCUGCGACGUUUUGGUUCAGUUCCCCAUGCAGGUUUUGGAUUGGGUUUUGAAAGGCUUGUGCAGUUUGCAACUGGUCUAGAGAACAUCAGGGAUGUUAUACCUUUCCCCAGGACUCCUGGUUCUGCAGAAUUUUGAAGCCAAGCAUUAAUUACACUAUCCAAAUUUUUGUAGGUUG
Molecule: messenger RNA, 1898 nt
Organism: Telopea speciosissima
Lineage: Eukaryota; Viridiplantae; Streptophyta; Magnoliopsida; Proteales; Proteaceae
Product: asparagine--tRNA ligase, chloroplastic/mitochondrial
Exons: 15
Coding region: 89-1858 (589 amino acids)
Biological process (GO): asparaginyl-tRNA aminoacylation
Cellular component (GO): mitochondrion
Molecular function (GO): ATP binding; asparagine-tRNA ligase activity; nucleic acid binding
Source: RefSeq, a predicted model, not a curated record